This is a messenger RNA of Drosophila serrata, 418 nucleotides long. RefSeq lists its product as uncharacterized. The record is from RefSeq and is a predicted model, not a curated record. NCBI's taxonomy places the organism in Eukaryota, Metazoa, Arthropoda, Insecta, Diptera, Drosophilidae.
CUGAGAUGAAGUACUUGCUGCUACUGAUCGCCUGUUUGGCAUAUUCGAGUGCACUUGUGCAUUUCAAACAGUUGGAAAAAGGAGCGAAUGGCUGCAAAAUGGGUAAAUUGGAGAUGAAGGUUUCCGACACAGUACAGGAUCCAGAAGUGUGCGGCGUCUAUCAAUGUAUGAACACGAAGGGCGAGGCCCUGAUUUACUAUUGCCAAAUACCGCCUCAUUUUAUUGGUUGUUAUAAAUGGGCGGUGCUUACAUUUUUAGAUUUUCCCGAAUGCUGCUGGACUUGUGCUAUGUAUGUCUGGUGCGAUAAGGACGGAAAGAGAAUUUGGGGUUAUACGGCCAACCCGUAAACUUAGACAACUAUUGGUUAUUAACCUUAACCAUUUAUUUAUUAACCUCGACUGGACUCGUUAAAAAAAGA